Molecule: messenger RNA, 4341 nt
Organism: Adelges cooleyi (spruce gall adelgid)
Lineage: Eukaryota; Metazoa; Arthropoda; Insecta; Hemiptera; Adelgidae
Product: MAM and LDL-receptor class A domain-containing protein 1-like
Exons: 18
Coding region: 267-2594 (775 amino acids)
Cellular component (GO): membrane
Source: RefSeq, a predicted model, not a curated record
CACUGCCGGUUGUGGUUCGAUCAUAUACCUAUGUACAUAAUACCAUGUCAGUCGUUUCCAAGUCAAUCGACUCCGGCCGAUCAAGUAAAACUUAAAGCACCGAGCGCUGUUUGUUUUUUUUUUUACCUAUAUUGUUUUUCAAUCGUAUAUUAUAGUAUUUGUUUUCAAAAGUAAUUGUGCGUCACAUUAUAAUCUAUCGAACGGUGUUUUUUUCGUUUUAAGCUUUUGUUAAAAAUUGUCCAUUUCAGUCGUCGAAAACAGAAAAAAUGAAAUUAUGGAUAAUAUUAGUUGCAACAAGCUAUGUGAUUUUGGAAUGUCUAUCCGGCACUGUAAUCCAAUUUCCUGACACAACUGAAACACAGAUCCGAGAAAAAAGACAAGCACCAGCAUCGGGAACAGAAAUAUGCGACUUCGGCGUGGAUCCUAAUUUAGUGACCUGCGAUUGGAAAAAUCGAAACGGUUCUGCGCUCAAAUGGGAACUUGGGGCUGGAACGCUUUCAAACUGGUUAGGAGGACCACCGACAGAUGCAGGCCAAGGGGAUGAUGCAGAAAAAGGAGGAUAUAUAUUUUUUGAAACGUCAUUGUUGGCGGCCCCAGUACUCCGAGUAGACGACAUCACCAUUAGAGAAGGACAGAACGCUUUUAUCGAAAGCCUAGUACUCGGAAGCACUGGCGCCGAAGGAAAAUGCAUUUCUUUCGGUUUUAAUAUUGACGGGUUGAGCGCGGCCGGAUUAAGAGUCAUCCUGCAGCCAACCAACAAAGAAGGUAGACCCGAUGGAUUUUUCAGAGUGUUAUGGGGUACUAAAGAUCCGACCAACAAAGUUUGGAUGACGUCGGAAGUCUUAUACACAUACAACAAGGAGCAUCAGAUUGUAUUUGAAGGAGUAGCAAAAGACUUGCCAGAUCCAUUCAGGAAAUUCCGUGGUUACGUCGCAGUCGACAACGUAGCUAUUAAACAGGGUUCAGAAUGCAAGGGUCAUUGUACAUUUGAAGGAGGAUUUUGUGGUUGGUUAAAUGAUGAAGACGACGACUUUAAUUGGUCCUUGGGAAGAGGAAGCAAAAAUCCAUCAACCGGACCAGCAACGGAUCGAUCAAGUUUCAUUUACGGGGGAAUGGAAGGAGGCUACGCGUUUAUUGAUUCGUCUUAUCCACGGAGGCCCGGAGACGUGGCUCGUAUGUCAAGCAUGGAGUUCGAGGCUACAGGUCCAGACACGCCGCUUUGUCUUAGGUUUUGGACUCAUAUGUACGGUAACGGCGUGGGUACAUUGACGGUGUCGAUUAGCGACACAAGAGAAGGAGGAGACAGAGACAUUUGGUCGUUAACUGGCGAAGCUGGCAACUCGUGGUAUCAAGCUGAAGUCCCGGUGGCGUCGGCAAAUCCAUUUAAAGUAGUGAUAAUCGCCAAAGUCGGUAAAAACAACUUGGGAGACAUUGCGGUGGAUGACAUUUCUCUGACGCCCGGUAGUUGUCCGACCGCUCCUCAAAUUGCUGCUGCCACUUCUGGAGACUGUACGUUCGAAGUGGACGAAUGCGGAUGGAGCAAUGUGAUAUCGAGAGAACGUUUAGACGAUAUCGAUUGGGAAAGAACUUCCGGGGCAGCUCUGAGAAGUACGAUACACGAUCAUACGUUAGGAACAGAAAAAGGAUAUUUGAUGACUUUGUCACGCUCUGCUCUUCAACGGCCUGGGAGUCGAGCUUGGUUCACAUCUAGGGACUUAAAAUCAACAGUAACACCACGCUGUUUAUCCUUUUGGUUCGUAAUGAACGAACCAUUUAUUGACGCCACCGGACCGAGCCUUGGUGCUUUAAGUAUUUAUCUAAGAAGUAAUGACAAUAGUGGUGGAAUCAUUAUGAAACCAAUAUGGAGGUUGUACAAUCACCAAGGACCCGAUUGGCAGUAUGGACAGGCGCUCAUUAAAGAUCCUAACGAUGCGAUUUUGUUCGAAGGUAUAUGGGGUUCCAGUAGAGCCAAUGGUUUUAUUGCGUUUGACGACAUAACAUUUUUCGGCGGAUCUUGUUCAACUAUCCCAGCUGGAGCCAAGGUGCGACCAGGAGAAUGCCGAUUUGAACGCGAUAUGUGUGACUGGACAAACGGCACUGACAAAUCCCCGGCGUCGUGGAGAAUGGCUACGGUAAAUAGGAGACCAGCAAACUUACCGGACAAGACAUUCGGGGCACCAGACGGAUACAUCUAUUACGAUUUGUUCAAUCAAAUAUUGGGAGCUAAUAUGGUGAGACUUAUUUCACCCGUCAUACCAGUAACCGAUGAACCACAGCUGUGUUUUUCAUUUUGGUACGCGGCUUUCGGCGCAGGCGAAUCAGCAUUACUUCAAAUUAUGAGACAAGAUAAUAGUUCGGGAGAAACACCUGCAGAAAAAAUAUGGAGUUUAGAGGCAAAAAACAUGGAUACAACGAGACCAGCCUGGAUGCCUGCCCAAGUUACCGUCGAGUCCAAUAAACCUUUCCAUAUUAUAAUGGAAGGUCAAGCGACCAACGGGGGCUUUGCUGUUGACGAUAUAAUAUUUACACCUGGCUCAUGUCCAACUCGACCAGACAAGGCAUCUGUAAAAAAUCAAAAGCUGAAAUCAGCAUAACUUAAAGUCAAGGCCAUAAUACCUAGUUGAGUGAACUAAAUUGUGGAAAUUGGACGAAGCUAUAGAUUCCAACUAAAUCAUCUAGAUAUUAUACCGGCAGUAAAAACUAAUUAUUUCAAUACUUCUAUACCAUACGGACUCUAGUCUAUUCAAUUUUAAUUGUAUUUAUCGCAGCCGGAUCUGUGCCUAAAAUUGCAUAUGUCCACCUUAAACCUUGUAAUAAUAACGAAACAUAGAGUCAAAUUUAAUAUUUUAAACAUCAUUAUUGCUUGUAGUCAUAAUAUGCACUGUAUUAAAUAAUAAACAUUUCAUCAUGGCUCAAUAAUAAGGUUAUAAAUCAUGGAUGAUAAAAUCAUAUAAAUUAUUACAAAAAAAUUAACAGAAACGGGUAUUUAAAAAAAUAGAUAUUAUUAUAUAUAAUCAAACACUUCGAUUAUUUUUAGAAAUGUUAAAUUUUAUUGUCACCAAUUAUACAUAAAUCGAUUAUUGUAUCAAAGCACAGACCCGUAAUUCAAUUAAAAUUGAAUAGAUUAUUCGGAAAAGGGACAUAUCCAAUUUUAUGCCAUUAUUAGAUUUUUAAAGAAGUAUUGUGCUUGAAUUUAAAUUUAUAAUUUAGUGUUAAAACUAAACAUAUCUAAGUAUCUUGCGGUUACUCCCACUUGAAUAGAUGGCCAGACCAGUCAAACUAUUCAAGUGGAAAUAACCGCAAAAUAUUUAAAUGGUGCAAAUACCCCUAUCGAGUUUCAAUAAUUUUUGGUAUUCAAGCAUGUAUAGUAACAUAAUGUAUGUAGUUUUUUAUGCAUACUGCAUUACUAUAUAUUAGUAAUGUUAAGUUUUUUUGUCUUUUCUAUAAAAUUCAAAUUUCUUGAGAUAUUCCCUUUUCCAAAUCACUUAUUAAAUUAUUUCUUUUAAAAAAUUGAAUACUUAAAUAUCCAAUACACGAAUAUAUAUAUUAAAUAUAAUACAAUAAAAACCUAAUUUCAAUUGCAUAAUUUAGUCGACUUCAAUUAAAUAAGCUGUAAUUUCUAACGUUUGUUUAAUUACAAAUUUUAUAUUUUUAAAAAAAUUCGUUCAACACGAAAAUAUAAUACACUUUUGAGUUGGAUUUUUAAAUAUCACCAUAAGGGCAGCUAAACAUCUUUUUAAUCGACACUAAUUUUUAUAUUCUCGUGCAAUGGUUAUCCAGAAAUGUAAAAACUCUAAUCAUAUUUAACUAACCAGUACCAGUUAUCUUUAACAAUAUACUUUAGUUGUACAAGUUCUGUAAGAAUAAUUUAAUGUAUGUUGUCAAUAACAAUUGUUCGUGUUAAAUCAAUAGGAAUUAUUCGAAAUUGGUUUCUCGCAGUUUAUGCGAAACAAAUUUCCUAUAAGCUGUAUGAUGAAGUUUGUAUUUAGUUUAAAUAAUAUUGAUGACUGAUAAAUUGUUGGAUCCCAAAACUUAGAUUUUGUUUUAAUUUAGUGUAUUUGGUUGAUGAACAUGCUCCAACAUUUUUAUAUCGAUUAGACUUAUCGGGAAUGUUGUUGUAUACAUUAUAGUUUAUUGUGAUGUUUUUUAUGGUCUUAUUAUUUUUACACAUUAUUCUGAACGUAAUUAUUCUUAUGUGUACAUUGUAUCUUCUAAUAAAAUGUGAAAUAUUAUGACGAUAUAAUAUACUAUUAUAAUAUAUCUUUACCUUUAAUAUCUUUAUAUUUUUUUAUUAAAAUAUCUCUAUUAUUUUAUAUAUUCUGUUGCUGCCUGUAAACGUUA